AAGUCGAAGAGAAAGACAUCGUCCCCUCCUCCACCGUCUCUAUCUCGCUCUCUCCUUCGGCGUUUUCCGUUCUCAUCUGUCCUUACUCUUCCCCUUCCUCUUUCUCCUCCUUUUCAUCGCGUCUCCACCUCGGAAUCUUCUUCCUGUUCACUCCUUACGGCUCCGUCGGCGUCUCCACUCCUUUUGGUCAACUCAACGGCCAACUGUCCUCUAUCGUGCAGACCGUUCGCAGCAGACAAUUUGAAUCUUAUAGGGUCUCGUUAUUAACCUGCGGUCCGGUGCUCGUUGUACCGGCGUUGAUUUUGGUGAAUCCGUAAAGGUCUCCUCGGUGCAUAGCGCGUCAUGGCCUUCGAAAACAUCCCCUUGCCAUCCAUUGAUCGCCCGUUCGGCAUUCAAUUAUGGCCCAUCUUCGACAAGGCGUUCGAGAAGGUGAUGGGUUAUCCUGCAAGCCAGUGGGAAUUCGUUGAAGGGGUUACCCCCAUGUCCACUUUCAAGGAGACUGCCACUUCCCUUAUCGCCUACUAUGUCAUCAUCUUCGGUGGCCGCGAGAUCAUGAAGAAGUUCCCGGCUCUGAAGCUCAAUGUGCCAUUCAUGAUUCACAACUUCUACUUGACUGUAAUCAGUGGGACUCUCCUGGCUCUGUUCAUUGAACAGCUCCUGCCCACCAUAUGGAGACAUGGACUGUUCUACGCUAUUUGUGACUACGAUGGUGGAUGGACUCAACACCUCAGGGUUCUGUACUACCUCAAUUACCUGACCAAAUAUCUUGAACUGAUUGACACGAUCUUCCUGUUCCUCAAGAAGAAGCCUCUGACUUUCCUUCAUACUUACCACCAUGGUGCCACUGCCCUCCUUUGCUACACCCAGCUGAUCGGGUCGACAGCCGUUCAGUGGGCUGUGAUCUCGCUGAAUCUGCUUGUCCAUGUCGUCAUGUACUGGUACUAUUUCCAGAGCGCACGCGGAAUCCGCAUUUGGUGGAAGGAAUGGAUUACGCGCCUCCAGAUUGUGCAAUUCGUCAUCGAUCUUGGCUUUAUCUACUUCGCUUCGUACACUUAUUUCUCCUCAACUUACUUCCCUUGGGCUCCGAACUGGGGCAAGUGCGCCGGAGAGGAGUUCGCUGCAUUGUCUGGAAUCGCUAUUAUCACCUCUUACCUCGUCCUCUUCAUCUCCUUCUACAUUGCCACGUAUAACAAGACCGGCAAGGGUACUCGUCCUCGCCGCAACACUGGCAAGCAGGCUGUGAUCGACAUGAAGGACUAUGAGGUGCCAUCUAUCAGCGCAAAUGCCAACGGCUCAGCGACCAAUGGAAAUGCCAAGACAAAUGGUUCUGCUGUUUCCAGUGGCCGAGCAAAUGGCGGCCCUGUGACGCGGUCCAGGAAGGCCUGAAGCAUUUGUGCGAAACGUGUCAUGCUUCGUGUCAAUCUGAGCGCUCUACGUCUCGCAUGCAUGCCCGGUGGUACUAGAUGCUCGAGAAGACUAAUAACGCCUGUUAACGAAUCAGCCCUUCCGACUGUGAGCUUCAUCUGCCCGUUGAUGACUUGGCACGACCAGUAUAUGUCAGGAGACCUACGAACGGUGGUCGGUGGAUUCUUGACUGACAGGAGCACGAUUGAGUAAUGUGGUGUAUUUUCUUUCUUUAUUUUAUUAAACAAAAAAAUUGGGGGCCACAACGACACUUUUACUACUACUGUUUAAUUGACUACAGCUUAACGCAACCGGCCGUCUUUUCUUUUUGGGUUGAUCACCGCGACGGGCCUGAGCGAAGAGCCUUACAACGUGCAAGAUGACAACCCGAGGCAGGAUCAUUAUUUAUUGGCUUUGUGGAGGGAAGAGGGAGAGAGGAAGACAGAGGGGAACCUCUAUUCCCGCCUAGAGUACUGCCUUGCUUACCGCAGUCUCCCUUUCUACUGGCUUGCCUUUUUCUUCUCAUCUGUCUUUGCUCUGGUGCCGGCGACUGCAGGCGCGUUUGUUUCUUAUAUUUUUAUUUUGGAUCUUCUCUGUCCGCUGUCUUUUUACAACUUUUUUCUUUUCUUUUCAUCUCAUAUUGUUUGUUAAUAUUCAUUUCUUUCCAGUUCCCCCGUUAAUUAAAUAUCUAUAGAUGCCUUUGAUAUAAAGAUAAAUCUUAGCUAGUCAAGUUUAAUGUACAGAGUGUUAAUGCUGGA
This is a messenger RNA of Monascus purpureus, 2162 nucleotides long. The record is from the annotation of a GenBank genome assembly. Lineage: Eukaryota; Fungi; Ascomycota; Eurotiomycetes; Eurotiales; Aspergillaceae.